Molecule: messenger RNA, 3436 nt
Organism: Chara braunii
Lineage: Eukaryota; Viridiplantae; Streptophyta; Charophyceae; Charales; Characeae
Source: the annotation of a GenBank genome assembly
GAUAYUGGUACCACCAGGCYCGGUGGAGRCCCAUGUCUGGGGAAGGGCCCUGGAUCACAGUCAUGCUCAACUACGACGGGGGAGAUGAAGUGAAGAUGAAGAUUAACGUGGAAGGGGCAAAAGAAGUGGAGAUGCGGACGGACGGAAAACUACAGGAUGCGAUAACGGAGGCAAAAGACUGUGCGGAGAGGCGUUGCAGGAGGGACGGAGUGACUGCAAGGUUGCAGGUAACGGUCUCGUAUCAUGAGACCGAGACCUCAAUGGACACAGCGGACCUGGAACAGGCCCACGUGGACAGGGACUCAGGCGGUGAGAGUGAAAUGGGCGAAGCGGGAGACCGGGAGACAGAUCUCAGGUCCUGGAAUAGACCAGGCGAGAUCCAGAGGCAUCACCGGGCCGUGAGGCCGGUUGAAGAGGGACCUGAGAUCUCUGCACCAAGACUAGACUCGGAGAAGGAUGAUGGGAUGAAGAAGGACAGGAGUUAUCUUAUGAGAUGGAGGGAAGCGUGGGCAAGGGAUAUAUUCAGAGACAGAAACCCCGGGGAUCCAGGGUUCACAUGGUUUGGGAACCCAGUCACUGCCCCAAACACGAAGAGGAGACUCGAUUAUUUUUUGUUGUCAGAGGAAGCCAGCAAGCUAACUAUAAAGGUGGAAACUCAGAGCGCUUCACUGUCGGACCAUAAGCCAGUAGUGAUGGACAUAUCCCUGGGGCAGAAGAUAGAACGAGGGUCGGGGCUGUUCAGGCUGAAUGUGCAGAACUUGGAGGAUGAUGGUUGGAAGCAGUGGUUUGCAGUCUUUUGGAGCUCAUGGAGAGAGUCGCAGUCAGAGUUUGAAUCGAUUGCAAAGUGGGUAGACAAGGGGUUGAGAAUUAUUGCAAGGAAGUUUGAUGUGUUCUCAAGGAUUGCAGCCAAUCAGAGGAACAGCGAAGAAAGGAGACGAAAGCAACGGGUGGAGGAAGCAGAACGAAACAUGACAGGCCAUCCAGUUUCUGAGGUUGUCUGGGGCAUGGAGAGAGCGAACAGGCUAAGACAGUGGGAGGAACUACAGCUAAGUAAGGAGAAGAGGUGGAGGCAGAUUCUUGCAGUGAAAGGGAUUGUUUCCUCGGACCGCAUCACCAAAGAUUCCUUCAAGAGAUUACUUCCACAGAGAAAACAAAUGGUAAUGUCAGAGUUAGCCCACCCGCUGCUGCCCAGUAUGCCAAGAGCUACAUCCUUGGACGACAUGUGCGAAUAUGCCAUGAUCUACUUCCAGGAUAUCCUUACAACAAGCCGCCAAGGAGAAAGCAUUGACACUGACAUGUCAACAUUCGCAAACUUGUGGGACAACCUGCAGGCAAAGCUACCGGAUCAUAUGAGGCAACAGCUGGACCGCCCUCUAUCGGAGGAGGAGCUGAGACACACAAUCAAAGCAAUAGCCAGGGGAAAAGCCCUGGGAGAUGACGGUCUCCCAAUUGAAUUUUAUGAAGCCUGUUGGGGUACACUGGAGGCAGACCUACUUAACAUGUAUAAUGAGAUUUUGGUGGGAGGUAAGCUUGGCUCUACAAUGACAAGAGGAAUUAUUACCCUCAUGUUUAAGAAAGGAGAUAAGUCGCUAGUCAAAAACUGGCGCCCUAUCUCCCUAUUAAACGUUAGUUACAAGAUCCUGGCUAAAUCCUUGGCGACCAGACUGGGAGCAGCCCUCCCGUUGUUAGUAGGUAAGGACCAGGGAGCAUUUGUUAAGGGGAGGUCAAUAUUUGAGAACAUAGUAACUGCUAUUGAAGUGUUAGAGGUAGUGAGUGAAGAAGACAUGGAGAUGACAGUCCUCCUGCUAGACCUGGAAAAGGCCUACAACAGGGUGAACUGGGCUUUUGUAAUGACUUCCCUGAAAGAAAUGGGUUUUGGGGUGUGCUUCUGCCGUUGGGUCAAAGUACUAUACACUUACUCCACAGCUGCAGUCAUGGUGAAUGGGAAGUGCUCUGCGGAAUUCCCGUUGUCACGCUCACUGAGGCAGGGUUGCCCGAUACUGCUGUUUGUUCUGCAGAUGGAAGUGUUAGUUAAUAGUAUAAGGACAAACAUGGUGAUUAAGGGGAUGAAACUCUCUGAAGAAAAGGAAUGCAAAAUCAAGGCACUAGCAGAUGACCUCAUGGCGGUCUGCACUAGCAAAGGGAACUCGUUGUCAGCCUUGAAGAACUGUUUGACGAUCUACGCAGAGUUUUCCGAGGCCGCAGUAAACUGGGAAAAGUCGGUCUACCUCCUCCCGGAUACGCAACAAAUUCAGAGAAAAGACGUCUGGAUAGCAAUAAUGUCAGAUGUGUUCAUAGGGAAAUGGAUCAACUCCAAGUUUUGGAAGGAGAUCCUGCAGGCAUGGCAAACCGUGAAACCAUCAAUCCGCGCUGCACCAACUUCGAAGCAGCAGGUAUUGGAGCAGCACAUCUUUGACAACCCCCAUAUCACAGACAGCGCAGGCAGUUCCAUUACGGCCCGGAGAGGCACAAGCAACUUUGGUUACAAGUGGAUCCAGAGAGGAGUGACGACGAUCAAAGAUCUGCGGAACGAGGAGACAAACCAGUGGCACGACCCCACAGUUUUGAAGGAGAAAUUGGGACAACUGCCUGCACAGGAGGAAAGGGUAGAGCAGAUUAAGGAAUCCUUACCCGCUGAAUGGAAAGCUCUGCUGGGCCCGAAGGGUGUAAACCCACCCGCUGAAUGGAAAGCUCUGCUGGGCCCAGAGGGUGUAAACCCACCCGGAACUUGGUUGAGAUCAGAGGAUGGUACAGAGAGGUAUUACAGACUCAAGAACUGGCACGACACAGUGGAAGGCAAGUGUGUGUUAGAAGUCUAUGAGAAGGAAUCCCUGGAGGCGCUUAGCUUGGUUAGUUUUGGAACAAUAGAGAGAUACGGGUUAAGCGGUCUGACAGAGUGCAGAGUGAGGGAAGGACGUCCUAAGCGAUUGACAGGUAAAGGGGCGCGACAAUUACCGGUAGUAGUAGGGGGUGGUAGGAGAUAUAGCACCCUGAGGAUCGACCCCGAAUCCUGGGGUUGGGAGAAGGAAGGGGAAGUAGUUAUAGGGUUAGACCACAUUGCGAGCACUGCCUGUAUACAGCCUGCAAGAAGGAAAGUUCUGAUGGAGAAACUGACAGACAGAUGGAAGAAAGCCAUUUUGAACUUAGAUCCACCCAAGGAAACGGAACUCCAGUCUCUUUGGAAGCAAUUUAAGGAGAUCCCAUCACAAAAGUUGGCCUCUUUGUUGUGGAUGCAGUCGCAUAUCGUGGUGCCCACUGCAAUGUGGUUACGGAACAGGGGAAUGGUGGAUAUAGAUCCAAAGUGUGGGAGAUGUGGGUGGCUAUAUGAAGAUGUGAAACAUCUGUGAUGGGACUGUCCUGUGUCACAGAGGAGAUGGAAGUGGUGGUUCUUCCACUGGAAGGAGAUCACUGGAAGAAAUAAAUUUGUGGAGGAGAG